AUGUCUGAACCCUCUCUUCGCAUAGGCCUCCCGGGAGCGCUUGGGGAUGAUGAUGACGAGGACCUUCGAGAGAAAGAUAGUCCCUCCAAGAAGCCGAGAGCGAGCCACAACAAGAGUCCAGGGGAGGUCACUAUGGACUCUCUGCGGCAGCUGCUCUGGGAGCAGGCUCAGAUGCUCCUAGAUGCCCAGAAGUCCAGCACGGCUCAGGUUCAGCAUGCGUUGCAGGACCUUGAGAAGAGGCAGUCGCAGCGAAUGGAUGUGGUCGAGGCCCAGCUUCAACACCAUGAUGCCAAGGCCGCGGGGAUCGAGGAGAAGAUGCUUGAUCUACAGGACAGACUCGCCAAGGUUGAGCAGGGACAAAGCUCAGCUGCAGGAAGAGGACCCGACAGAAGGGCGACCCUUGUGUUUGGUGGGUGGAAGAAUCAGACCCGGAAAAGUGUGCUGUUACACCAGCUCAACGGCGCGAUUGCCGGGCUCAACUUGAAGGAGCAGUUCGAUUCGGAUCCGUUCACUACUGGCCUGCGGAGGUCCAUAGCCCUGUGCAAUUUCAAGAAACGGGAUGGGGAAGGCGAGGACGGUUGCCGUGCACGCAUGCUGAGCAUUCUGCAGACCAUCAACGCGGCCAAAGUUGACAUGGACGGUGCAGACAAGCCGCUCUGGUGCUCCUUCUCGAGGUCGCCGGAGGAAAGGGGCAGGGCAGCCCUUGCGGCGCUGGUUAAGAAGUCGGUCAUGAGAUUGUGUCCGGGGCGAGGUGGGGACCUCGAGGUGGAGUUCUCCUCGGGGAUGACCUGGAUUCGCGAAGAUCAGCUCAGCGGCAUGGGCAAUGCACCCAGAGAGGUCAGAAACCCCAUGGAAGUGCUCACUAAGGCUGGCAAAGGCUGGAUCGAUGAGCACACCCUUGCGAAGUGGUGUGAAGUCAAUGACGAUCAGAGGGGCUCCAGUUCUGCUGUGGAUGAGAGUCUUAGGUCUGCCACAGAGAGCAGCUCGAAUGGCUUCAAGAUCCUCGGGUGGAACAUCGGUGGGGCCGACCCGCACCAACUGUCUAAGGCAGUCGUGGAUGGCUCAGGCUCGCACCUGGGAAAAAACGACCUCAUGCUGUUGCAGGAGCUUCCAAGAGCAUGUGAAGGUUGGUCAUACAUGCAGAUUUCAGGGCAAAGGUUGGUGGGCCACCGGGCAGGGUCGCAGUGGAGAGGGACAGGGUUGUGGUAUGAUGAACGAGCUUGGUGUGUCCUCCGUAAGCUUGGAACUCGCAAAGGUACGUGGUUCAAACUCCGCCACUUGGAAUACCCUUUCGAGCUUUGGCUUGGAACUGCUCACUUUACGCCAGGGUGUCCUGUUCAGCAGUACGAGGAGGAGGCAGCGAACCACUUUGGAGGACUUCCGAGAGCUGCGCAUAGGGUGGUGUUUCAGGGUGAUGUCAACACCGGGUUCACAUGGCAGGCUGAUGAAGGGGAUGUGACCGCAGUCGCAAAAGAGGGAAAAGGGGGAGUUCUACAUCAAGUCUGCCUGGAACACAGCCUUCGGAUUCUCUCCCCCGGGCCUGCCUACCAGCAACUUCCCACUACCAGGCCUCGGCAGGAGGACAGAGAGGGCCAGUGCAUCGACAUCUUCGCCGGGAAGUGUGUGCUCCCUAGAGGGGUAUGGAUUCAUGCUGACUCCUUCAUGUGCCUGGGUACGGACCAUGAACUCCUAGAAAGCAGGUUUGCCUUUCCGACACCCAAGAAUCACAGUCGGCAUGCUAGCCAACCUCGGGUCUGGACUGGGCACCUUGAGCAGAUUGACCACAUUGACCAGGAUGUCCUCGAAGCACUUGCUCACAGUCACACCAAGCAAAAGCCAGGGAUGGGGUACCGAGAUACAAAAGAAGUCAAGGCAGCAUUUGCUGAAGCAAAGCGGCAGGGUACAUCUCAGCUUUGGAAACACGCCCUCAAGCUCAGGAAGGAAGCGAGGAAGAAGUGGGAGUGGGAUAGACUUCAACGUGCAAGCCAGGGGGAUUGGGGGUCAUUCCGUGCCCUUAAGCGCCCCAAGCAAGAGGGAUGGGAUGUGGUCUUCUCGGAGCACCAGCAAGGUGAUCCACAUGUGGCAGUGCAUGAACAUCUCACCUCUGUGUAUGAUGGCGAGGAGAUUUCUCCUGGCGAGACCUGGCGCGGGGAUAUCGAAGCAUUCACCAUCGAAGAGCUACGAACGGGUCUUGGGCAUAUGAAGAGAGGGAAGUCAGUAGGGGUUGAUGGCACCUCCGUGGAACUGUUGCAGGGCAUUGUUGCAGUACCUGGAGGAGAGGGUCACCUGCUCGAGUACUUCAACAGGGUUCUUACCACACAGGAAAUCCCCUCCAAGUGGAAUGAGCCUCUCCUCGUCAUGAUUCCCAAGGUGACAGCCCCCACACUCCCCAAGCACCUCCGACCAAUUGCUAUGUCCAGCGCAGUUGGGAAGUUGUUUGCACGCCUGCUUCUGAACCGUGCUCUCCCCAAGAUCUGCCCUACCACCUAUGCUCAGGGCGCAGGCAAGCACCGUCAGACAGCGGACUAUUUGUACACUGUCUUCCGAACCCUUGAGCUCUGCAGAGAGUGGGGUCACCCCCUCACCAUGUUUAAGCUCGACCUUGAGAAGGCCUUCGAUCGACUAGAUCGACCGGCACUACUACACCAACUGGAGGCAAGGCUCGGUGCUGGGGCUGAACUUCAAUGUUGGCGAGGGUUGCUGAGAACCACGAGAGCAUGUUUACAGACCCCGUGGGGGAACAGUACGGUCAACAUGAAGAGAGGGAUAAAACAAGGGUCGGUGGAGUCCCCCAGCUUCUUCGGACACAUUACAGAAAUGGUCCUGGCAAUGGCGGUUGCCUCUCCCCGGUGGCAGGAGCACCCCAGGGUUUUGGAGGGAAUGGACGCGGAAGAAAUGCUCUUCGUUGAUGAUGGUGUUCUGUGGACCCGAAGCUGCCGUGCUAUGGAAUCCAGGGUCGGGGAACUCGUGGGCUACCUCUCCAACUUCGGGCUCUCCCUUAACCCCCAAAAGUGCCAGCUUUAUGUCUCGAAGAACGUGAGAGAUGGAGAUGAGAUCAGGGUGAGUGACACAGUGGUCAAAGCCUCAGGGGUCAUGGAAGUAAUGGGAAUCUCCAUGUAUGUGGGCAUCUCAAUCUAUGAGCUGAUCUCCCCCCUGACCUCACGAGCAAGGGCAAAAUUCUGGGAGCUGCGGCAUAUCUUCCGAUGCAAGUCGGGGAUGAAGGGCAGGGUGAGGGUUCUACAAAGGGUAAUUGGAGCAACGGCACUUUGGUGCCUGUGCAGCUUCCCUCCCGAUGCUGCUGCAAUGUCCCUGCUGAACGCUACGCAAUUGCAACUGAUGGUAUGGCUUCUUCGCUUCUCCAAGAAAGAGAGUGAGUCAUGGGUUGAGUACCGUCAGAGGGCAUUUAGAGGGGCGAGAAGUGCUCUCUGCAACUCUGGAGUUGAGAGAUGGUCCACCCUGUGGUUGCGUCGAUGGUGGUCGUUCGCCGGGCAUCGUGUUCGAGGAAUGCUCGCACCCCACCCCGUCAUCAGUUCACUGUACGAGGAUUUCAGAACGGGUCCGUGGUGGCAACUUGAAAAGCAAAAGAAAGACGGCCUGAAGCACUGCCAGCACUACCCCCGGUUGUCCAACCUCGAAACCAAGAUGAACAUGGUGACCCAAGGGCCUUGGCGCAUAAGAGCACAUGAUCGUGUUGCCUGGAAACAGCUUGAAGAUCGGUGGGUGGAGUUGAUGGACUUGCCCUGGUCGUCGGGGAGACAGCUUUCAAUCAGGGAUCUUUAG
Molecule: messenger RNA, 3780 nt
Organism: Symbiodinium necroappetens
Lineage: Eukaryota; Dinophyceae; Suessiales; Symbiodiniaceae
Source: the annotation of a GenBank genome assembly